Messenger RNA from Xylona heveae TC161, 582 nucleotides. Its product is annotated as glutathione-dependent formaldehyde-activating, GFA. The record is from RefSeq and is a predicted model, not a curated record. The coding region runs from base 1 to 582 and encodes 193 amino acids. NCBI's taxonomy places the organism in Eukaryota, Fungi, Ascomycota, Xylonomycetes, Xylonales, Xylonaceae. The transcript is spliced from 3 exons. Gene Ontology annotation, molecular function: carbon-sulfur lyase activity.
AUGCAGGAGCAGCCUAAAGGCACCACCUCAACUGAAGUUCACGAAGAAUGGAAGGAGAGAGCUCCUUACCAAAUCCACACCCGUCAUGAGCACUUUCCCGUCCGCUAUGAGGCGAGCUGCCAUUGCGGAAAGGUCACAUACCAGCUCAAGAGAGAUAGGCCUUUAGACUCCAAACUCUGCCAUUGCACAACAUGUCAAACUCAGCAUGCCGCGCCUUUCCAGUGGGCCGCCAUCUUCCACAAAGAAGACAUCAAUUUCACCAACGGACAUCAUGAUCUCGAGUGGUAUGAUCCUUCAGAGAAGACAACCAAGCAUAAGCUGCCAUGCAAGGUGCGAUGCAAGUGGUGCCAUUCGCCCAUCAUGGACGAGGGCAGAAAUAUGAUACUCUUGUUCCCCUCAUUGAUUCACUUCAAGAGCAAGGAAGAUAGAUUAAAGUUCGAGCCGAGAUGUCAUAUGUUUUACGGCCAACGCGUCAUGGACAUACCUGAUGGUAAGCCAAAGUGGGCCGGCCUCAACAAUGACAGUGAGCAGAUACUAGAGGAUAAGCCGAUCAAUGAGAAGGAGCAAUACUCUCAGGGGUAA